Molecule: messenger RNA, 2439 nt
Organism: Pseudovirgaria hyperparasitica
Lineage: Eukaryota; Fungi; Ascomycota; Dothideomycetes; Acrospermales; Acrospermaceae
Product: alpha-actinin-2
Exons: 4
Coding region: 175-2085 (636 amino acids)
Biological process (GO): actin filament bundle assembly; actin cytoskeleton organization
Cellular component (GO): cell projection; actin filament bundle; cell junction
Molecular function (GO): calcium ion binding; actin lateral binding
Source: RefSeq, a predicted model, not a curated record
CCGCACCGCCGCACCCACCAGCACCACUGUUGUCCGUUCGUACCAUUUGUUUAGGUCUUCGGUCAAGCAACAAAACAACUGCAUCGCAACCACUUCCUACCUCGCGGAUCUACCCGAACAUACGGCGUUGCAUGAUCCUCUUCCUCAGUCAAGAAUUCGCCCGGAGCGAUUGAAAUGGCUCUAAAAGGAGAGCAGUGGAUUACGGUGCAGCAGAAGACGUUCACCAAAUGGCUGAAUAGCAAAUUGACUGCUCGAGAGGUCUUCAUUAAAGACCUUGUUAAAGAUUUGUCAGAUGGGGUUAUACUCAUUCACCUUCUGGAGAUACUUGGAAAUGAAUCCCUCGGUCGUUAUGCCUCCCGUCCGAAGCUUCGAGUACAGCAAUUCGAGAAUGUCAACAAAUGCCUGGAUUUUAUCAGGGCAAGAGGAAUACAGAUGACCAACAUUGGUGCGGAGGAUGUUGUAGAUGGAAACAGAAAGAUCAUACUCGGCCUCAUAUGGACAUUAAUUUUACGCUUCACCAUUAGCGACAUUAACUCAGAAGGCUUGAGUGCGAAAGAAGGUUUACUAUUGUGGUGUCAGCGCAAGACUGCCUGCUAUGAUGAUGUGGACGUCCGAGACUUCUCAACAAGUUGGAAUGAUGGACUGGCAUUCUGUGCCCUCCUGGAUAUACACAGACCCGACCUGAUCGACUAUGACAGCCUAGACAAGAACGACCAUAAGGGGAACAUGCAGCUUGCGUUCGACAUUGCAGCUAAAGAGAUUGGCAUUCCAGAUUUGUUGGACGUGGAAGAUGUAUGCGACGUCCCUAAGCCAGACGAGCGGUCGCUCAUGACGUAUAUUGCUUACUGGUUUCACGCCUUCUCGCACAUGGAAAAGGUGGAAAAUGCCGGAAGAAGGGUUGAGAAAUUCGUACAAAGCAUGCAAGGAGCAUGGGAAAUGCAGAACUCUUUCGAGAAACGCAUGAAAGAACUGCUCAGGCAGAUCGCUCAACAAAAUCAGAUCUGGCAAGAAGCGAAGUUCGACGGCACAUAUCUCGACGCUAAACAACAGGCCCAGGCACUGUCCAGCUACAAGAAGAAGGAGAAACGCGCGUGGGUGGCAGAGAAACAGGACGUCACGGGUCUACUGGGCAACAUCAAGACGAAGCUGAACACAUACAGGCUAAAACCUUAUGAGCCACCACCGGAAUUGAGCAUAGAUGCGCUCGAACAGGCGUGGAGCGGGCUGAUGAAAGCAGAAAAACAUCGAAGUCAAGCCAUCAACGAAACGAUCAGAGAUAUCAAGAACAAGCUACGUAGAACAUUUGCGGACAAGGCUAAUGACUUCGCCCUGGCUCUGAACACACUGUCAACGUCAAUCUCCGGUCUCGAAGGAGAUGUCGAAGAUCAGUCACGCCAUACUCAUAAGCUUGCAGAAAGCCUGGAUCCUCUAGACAAGUAUCUGGAUCUGAUAGCAGACCUAGACGAGCAGUGCGAGGAAGCCAAUAUUGAAGAAAACGACUUCACUACCUUCACAUACGAAGAAUUAGAGUACGAACUGAAUUUGGUCAAGUCUAGCGUCAAUAAGAAGCUUGUUUUCCUCGAGAACCAAUUAGUGGCACGCAAUAUGACGAAUCUUACCCCGAUCCAGUUGGAAGAAUUCGAAUCGGUAUUCAGGCAUUUCGAUCGAGACAUGAGCAACUCACUCCAGGAAAUCGAAUUCUCCGCUGCACUGGCCAGUCUUGGACUCGUGUAUGACGAAGGCGAGAUGCACGACAAGUUCCUCGAGACGAGUGGCGGACGAGACUACGUAACCUUUGAACAGUUCAUCCGCUUCAUGGUCGACGAGACAGAGGAUCAAAACACAGCCGAGCAGGUCUUUGAAAGUUUCAAGGAAGUGGCUGAUGGCAAGCCGUACGUCACUGAACUUGAUCUGCGACACUCCCUUGUGCCGGAAGAAAUUAUCGAUGAUCUUGUGAAGAGCAUGCCGGAGCACAAGGGGCCGGAUUUGCAAGAAGACCGCGACCUUCCCAAAUAUGACUACAUUACAUACAUGGACAAAUUUAUGGGCAAGCCUGCGGCGAAUGGACAUGCAAACGGCCUCUAGGACAGGUGUAGGGGAAUUUAUGUCGUACAGUCCGGUCUUUACGAGAGGUCGAGCUUUAUUCAUUUAAUUAGAUCAGCGAUUAUUGCAUGAGAAGGUCCCUCUGGUUGGGUAUUGUGGACCUUUUUAGGCGCGGAUAGGUACGAGGAGUUAGGUAGUAGUAGUAGUAUUGAUAUAGGCCACGGGCCUGUGCCAAUAGAGGUUCCAUCAAGCAUGCAGUGAGGAUUACAUACUACCUCUCGUUGUUACAGAUGGAGUAUCACAGUGUCUCCUAUGUCCGGAUGCCACAUGGUCUGGGAAAUCCCACAGUGCACUUUUUUAGCAUAGCUAGACGCCAAGUGCCCCUACAUACUACGU